AACUUGAAUGUGUAAAUAUGUUGAAUAAUUGAAGUGGUAAAUGUAGAUGUUAUAUAUCAUAAGUUGCAUUUAUCUUGAACAAUUUAUUGAAUAGUUUCAAAUAGACAGUCUACACAAAACAGAUACUAGGUAAAUAUCAAGGAGGUGUCAACAACUUAUGACCUCGACAAUACAACAGAUCAUGUGAUAGACUUUUCAUGAUAAGUUGAUUUUUUCCUUUAGGAAGAGCAGAAAAAUAUAGACAAUACGUAAAUAAUGUGUAACAUCUUUAUUUAUAAGCUGUUAAUCAUUUGGUCUUAUGAUCCUUCAAUGGGCCCCUGAGUUAAAUCGAUCGUUCGUAGGCGUGAAGCAUCAUAAAUACAUAACAAGCUAUGUCCUUACAAUUAACUUACGCAAACAAAUGCCUUUCAUACUUUUGUCUUUUUGUUCUUUUUCUUCUUUUCCAGUUUGUGAUGGACAAUAACUGUAAAAUACAACUCAACUGCUAUUGUUUAAGGGAAACUUCUUAUCAACUCAUAAGAAAAACGAUUGACGCAGUCACCAAGGACCUCUAUCCAUGUCUGAAUGUCGUGUUUUUAAAAGAAAUUGAGACAAUUGAUCUUCUUAACAUUGGUUUUUGAUGGACCAUAUGAAUGAAUUUUAGCCUUGAAAAGUACCUUUGAAAAAGGGUAACGAACGUAAGAAUAUUAGUGGGGGUAUACGAUUGAAUCUAGUAAAAGAUAAAGGCCAUUGAUGAAGAGAGGGGCAAAAACAGUUAAAAGGGAGAACGUAGGCUUGGCUGAAGAUCCACAUUCGACGUGUGGACACCAGUUAUUCAAUGCAACAUAGUGCGGGUGUAAUAAGUGGCUUUCACAACACAACAGACUCCAAUAACAAUCUUCGUUAUGAUUUCGUGACAAUUCAAAAAGCUUCCGAGGUACUCCUCGUAUAAGUGAUAACUUUAGUGCACUUGUUGAUAGCCUGGAAGACCUUUUAGGCAACUAUCAAGUUAAAAAAGAUGUCAAAGAAGCAAUGGAUGGUUUUGUUGAUGCUGUUUUUGACUUAUCUUCUUCUUGGUGCUUCAAUUUUUUAUCAUAUCGAAAGUCAAUUGGAGAUUGAGAAGGUCCAACAAGCACGACUGGAACGAAUUGAAAUCAAUGCACUUCUUCAAGAACACUAUUAUCCUCAAACUAAAGAAGAUCAGUAUGAAAUUUUCAAGAAGCUCAGUGAUUACUGUGGAAAAUCAGUUUAUAAUUACAGUGAAAAUGAAACUGAUUCAUUAAAAUGGGAUUUUUAUAAUAGUUUUUAUUUUGCUUAUACUGUUGUUAGUACUAUUGGAUACGGAAAUUUAGCACCAACAAAUAUGCUAAGUCGAAUACUUAUGAUUUUUUAUGGUCUUGUUGGUAUUCCAAUGAAUGGUAUUCUACUGGCACAAUUAGGAGAAUUUUUUAGUAUUGUUUUUAUUCGAGCACAUCAAAAAUAUAAAUCUUAUAAACAACAAGAUGAUUGUACGAAGAAAUUAACACCAUUAGAAACCAGGAAAGCAGGACUUGCUGCUCAAAUAUUGAUGUAUCUUGUUCCGGGUUUCGUCAUGUUUAUUUUUUUUCCUGCAUUCUUAUUUUCUUACUAUGAAGGAUGGACUUAUGAAGAGGCUGUUUAUUAUGCAUUUGUAACAUUAACUACAAUAGGAUUUGGUGAUUAUGUCGCUGGUCAAGAUAAUACAAAAGGCAGUGGAUUUCUUUUCAUUCUCUAUAAAUCAUUCCUCAUCGCCUGGAUCUCCUUCGGUCUUGGCUAUAUUGUAAUGAUCAUGACCUUCAUCACGCGAGGAAUGCGUAGCAAGAAAAUAGUACGUCUUGAACAUAAACUUGCAAUGAAUUUAAAACAGACUCAGCACAAAAUAUUGAGUGAGUUCAAUAAGGAGGUCAGUUACCUUAGGAGAGUCUUCAAUGAGCUCCAGUUGUCUAAAGUCAAGCGAGUCUAUGUUGAUGAGUAUGAUUAUGAGACUCCUCCAACAUCACUAAUGCGUAGCAACAGUUUUCCAGACCUUCGUAAAUUAGUUUAUGGUGGUUUACCAAGUACAGCACCUAUUCAUCCAAGACGUCGAGCUAAUAGUGAAGUAGUACCGAUGGAAACUUCAGUAGCACGAGUAGUUUCUGAAACAGAUCUUCAGCGAAUUGAUAAAACAGCCACUUUUGCUACUCAUGCAAUGGUACAACCAGCAGAGUUAUUAGCACGAUUAGUCAACAUAUUGGGUUACAUUCCACCUCCACCUGAUGAUGAUGAAGUCGAUAUCGAUUCUCGUGCUGGAAUUCAAGGUUUCAGUGACAAAGAAAUUCUUUCAAAUGAACGAGGUUUUACUGAAUCAAAUUGGCAAAUUGGUGGAGAUAAAAUACCGAGAAAGCCGCGAUCUCGUGCUGCAAGUGAAGUUAGACUAGAUCCGACUUUUGAUUCAGGUGUUCAAAGGAAUCAAGAAUGGACUUGGUCAGGUCCGGCAGCUUCUCGAAAAAUUCAAGAAUUAAUAAAAGCUCGAAGAAAUGGUGUUAAUAUUAAUAAAGAUAAAGAAUCUAAAUCAAUUUUCCCUCUUAAUUUACCUAAAUCAGUACCACUUCCACGGUGGAUUAAACAUCUGUCAACGAAGAAAGAAGGUCAUCGUACCCGGAAUUCAGUUUCCGUUGGCGACUUGGAGAACAAUGAUAAUGAUUACUUGACCAACGUUACUGGUCUCACUGACAGAUCAACUUACUUCACUCACACAGGCGGAGUAGACUUAUCAUCCACUUUAGAAGGUAAUAGUCUUUUAGAAGAAACGAGUUUAGCAGAUUUCUUAAGAGCUCUAACUGCUUUACACUCUCGAGUGGGAGCAGUACCUGAUGAAUUUAUGAAGAAGCCUCAAAGAAAGAUGGGAACUGCAUCUUUAACUCCACCGAAACUUCCAAGUCUUUUUACAUUAUUUGCUCCACAAUCUGAAAGUGCAUCUGUUUCUCAAAGCAAUCAAAAUACAAUUACAAAUGAACUUAAUGCCUCAAGAAGAUUUUCACUGAGAACAACUGAAAAUUCAAGUAAUUCUACGCCUGUUUAUGACAGAAGGAAUAGUUUAGCAUCUUCAAAACCAAGAAAUCGAAGAUUUUCAUUACGUCCAGUAACAACACCUUUGGGUCCAACUCCUGAAGCGUCUCCUUAUUUAUCAGCACCUAGAAAAGAAAGUUCCAGUCCACCACCAGCUUAUAGUCCUAACGCUUUUACUUUCGAAUGUGCUAGAGAUCCUUUAGUACCUUCAGAAGGUGUACCCGGUAUUUCUUCACCGGUAGCAUCAACUUCUCAUCGAACAUCUCUUCGAAAUGGUUAUAAUGAUGUUCCACCAAUUACCAUGGGUACUUCGGCAACUAAAGUAAUGCCACGAUGGCGAGCGGGAAUAUUGCAAAGGCAGAUAAAUCAAAAGAAUUUACAAAAAAGAGUUCGAGCUUUUAGUUUAAGUGAUGUUAAUUCUGAAAGAAUUGGAAAUAGUGAUAAAAUAACAUCUAUAAGUCCGUUAGCUUUGGAUCCAACUGUUCGAACUGAAACUUUAACGUCCAAAGAUUAUCCUUUCAACAAAGGAUCUGUUCAAAAGACUGUUACGAUUUUAUCACCAAACUUAGAAAAUAAAAAAGAGGGCAAAAGUUAUCCUGAAAGACCUAGACCUUUCUUAAGAACUGUUUCUGCAAUAAGUAAUCCAUUAUCAACAAGUGAAUCACCUAAAACUGUCAACACUAAUCCAUUUGUUAUUAACAUGGAAAAUAUUAAUACUGACACAAAUUUAAAUACACAUAAAACCUCAGAAUUAUUAUCAAAUGAUCAAAUCAUCCCUAUUGAUAAUUCAUUAAAUAAUUUACAAGAUCGAACUGUUUCUCAAGGAUUAAUGAAAGUAAAAAAUAUCAAAGCUGCACCGACAACAACUCAAGAAUUACAGGGAUCAAUGCAGCAAGUUGAUUUGACAUCAAUUGAACCGAUCAUUACAGUUAAAUCUGAUAAUCAUUCAAAUAAAUCAAAAGGAUCAGAUCUUAUGGCAACGCAAAUUGAAUUAGAUGAUAGGAAAUCUAUGUCGAGGGCAUUAGACGAUCAGUUGGAAGAAAAAAAAUUGAGUAAUAAAAAUAAUAAUAUCCCUGGAGUAUCAGUAGAAUCUUAUAAAUCAGUAAGUGAAAUUGAAAUCAAUAAACCAAAUGAAAAUGUCUUUGAACGAUAUUCGAAAGUACUUCCACAAGCAUCAACUAGUAAAUCUUUUGACAAAGAAACAAUAAAUAAUCUGCAGAAAAAUGAUGAAAAAUUAACAGACAAAAUACCAAUAGAUUUUGACGGAGAUUCUCGUGAAUCUACGACUUAGAAAUAUAAAUUUAUGUCUUAAUUUAUUUUGCAUCUUUUUUUUUUUAAAGAAAAAACCUGAAUAAAUAAAAAAUAUAUAUAUAUUUUAAUUAUUACUUAAAGAGAUAUUUUUUUAAAAAAUAUUUUAAACGGGUAAUUCAAGUUUAGAAUAAUAAAAGGCUUACUGUGAUAGAAUUUGUUCAAAAACUGACUGGUUAGGAUAGCUCGGCUGGUUCGAGUUGAUUAAAGCAAUAAACAAUAACGAUAAUGUUACGUUUAUGAAUAAGAAUAAGCUUAAAUAAAUUAAAAAGAUAAUAAUAUAUAAAAUAUUCAUUCAUUUAUAUUCAUUGUAAAUAAAUCAUUCAUAAUUUGUGAAAUAAAUGUAUA
This is a messenger RNA of Chelonus insularis, 4701 nucleotides long. It is a transcript of the gene Ork1, whose product is annotated as open rectifier K[+] channel 1. Gene Ontology annotation, cellular component: plasma membrane. Gene Ontology annotation, molecular function: potassium ion leak channel activity; outward rectifier potassium channel activity. The record is from RefSeq and is a predicted model, not a curated record. NCBI's taxonomy places the organism in Eukaryota, Metazoa, Arthropoda, Insecta, Hymenoptera, Braconidae. The transcript is spliced from 6 exons. Gene Ontology annotation, biological process: potassium ion transmembrane transport; stabilization of membrane potential. The coding region runs from base 998 to 4336 and encodes 1112 amino acids.